Molecule: messenger RNA, 1951 nt
Organism: Linum trigynum
Lineage: Eukaryota; Viridiplantae; Streptophyta; Magnoliopsida; Malpighiales; Linaceae
Source: the annotation of a GenBank genome assembly
ACCCGCACCUCAUGAUCAAUUACCCGACUUGUCACAAGACGAGUAUGAGUAUCGAGAUACCCACCCAACAAACCCAUUGUCAUUCCUACUGCCAUCUUCUUACAAGAAAUGACAGCAAGUGCCACAAUAAUUAUGUUCAUCAAUGGAUGCGCAGAUUAGAGAGUGAUAAGGUUGAGGGGAGGGUAUCUGUGAUUGAUGGGGUUAAUUGCAUGCUUGGUCACUAAGAUUACACAAAAUGUUCAAGUUUGGUCACUCUAAAUAUUUAAAUCCAUUGGUGAUACUUCAAUUUACUAAAAUCGUUCACGUUUGGUCACUCUCCGUCCAACUACGUUAACUUUUACUUAUGUGGCGGUCAACUUUAAAAGUUGACCGUUAAGUUAGUGAUGUGACAAUUAAAAAUUAAUAAAAUAAUAAAAAUUAAUACUUUAUUUUCCACCUCAUUUCUAACAAUUAAAAAGAUAAAAACAAAAUUGCAAAUUAUAAGUGAGUGAUGUCAGUCCAAUCUGGCCAGAAUUCUCCAAAUCCCUUCCACAACGUCUUCAGGGAGAGGCUCUGCCCACUGGCCUCUAGCCCAUUGGCGAUGUCUCUCACUUUUUCCUCGCGAAACGCCCCCAUGCUCCCGAAGCAGAGGAACACCACCGUCAACCUCCUAAUCGACCGCCACGCCGCCCUCUCCAUCUACCUCCUAAUCAUCACCACCCCCUCCACCGUCGUCGCCAUAACCUGCUACACCGGCUCCCUCCCCGCCGAUUCCCCUCGCCUCACUCUACUCCACCUCCCCAACGACGACCCACCCCCCGCCGCCGACGGCGAUUUCUCCCUGAUCGAAACCCAAAAGCCUCGAGUCAGGGAAGUCGUCUCCGCCGCAAUCGGCCGCUUCCCCGACGGUGCGCGACUCGCUGGAUUCGUCCUCGACAUGUUCUGCACCUCGAUAGUCGACGUCGCCGAAGAAUUCGGCGUCCCCUCUUUCAUCUUCUUCACCUCCCCAGCCUCCAUCCUCGACUUCAUCCUCCACAUCCAGACCUCGCACGACGGCGAUGAAGGGUUCGAAAUCACCGAGUUCGAGGGGACCGAGUUGGUCGUGCCGAGUUGGGCAAACCCGAUUUCGCGUUGGGCUUUCCCUAACAACGUCGUGAAGAAGGAAUUGAUCCAAUCGUUCUACAGAAUCGCGAGAGAUUUCAUGAGAACUAAAGGGACUUUGGUCAAUUCGGUGAAAGAGCUGGAAUCUUGCGCGGUGGAUGCUCUCUCCUCUUUCCCUAAGGUGUAUCCGGUGGGACCUAUUCUGAAUCUGAAGGGCGACGGCGACGGUGGAACGAAGAAGGAGGAGGUGAUUGAGUGGCUUGACCGGCAACCGGAGUCGACGGUGGUGUUCCUCUACUUCGGGAGCAUGGGGGCGUUUCGCGAGGAACAAGUGAGAGAGAUCGCCAAUGGGCUGGAGGUUAGUGGGCAGAGCCUCUCCCUGAAGACGUUGUGGAAGGGAUUUGGAGAAUUCUGGCCAUAUUGGACGGGCAUCACUCACUUAUAAUUUGUAAUUUUGUUUUUAUCUUUUUAAUAGUUAGAAAUGAGGUGGAAAUUAUAAAGUAUUAAUUUUUAUUAUUUUAUUAAUUUUUUAAUUGCCACAUCACUCACUUAACGGUCAACUUUUAAAGUUGACCUCCACAUAAAUAAAAGUUAACGAAGUUGGACGGAGAGUGACCAAACGUGAACGGUUUAGUAAAUUGAAGUACCACCAAUAGAUUUAAAUAUUUCGAGUAACCAAACUUGAACGCUUUUUAUAAUCCCAGUGACCAGCCAUACAAUUAACCCCGUACCCCGUGAUUGAUGGAUGGGCUAAGAUCAGGUGACUAAGGGGGGGUCCCUUAGUCACAUGACUAAGCCAAUCUCAGCCACUCAACCUCAUUAAAAUCUAAUGGUCCUAAUUUAUCUAGUUUAAUGAAGGAUAAGAUGGUAA